This is a messenger RNA of Prunus avium (sweet cherry), 817 nucleotides long. Its product is annotated as SNARE-like superfamily protein. Gene Ontology annotation, molecular function: clathrin-cargo adaptor activity. Gene Ontology annotation, biological process: clathrin-dependent endocytosis; protein transport. The record is from RefSeq and is a predicted model, not a curated record. Lineage: Eukaryota; Viridiplantae; Streptophyta; Magnoliopsida; Rosales; Rosaceae. Gene Ontology annotation, cellular component: AP-2 adaptor complex.
ACUAGCUGGCUCUCCCUCUCUCCUCUUUCUCUUGGGCUUACCCGCGCCGCGACCCACUGGAACUGCGAAACGACAUCGCAAAGUACCCCGAAAAAAAACUCGUACUUUUCGUGCCGAAGUUUUGGGUGUCUGCUGUCGUUAGUUUCACUUUGAAUUUUGCUUCAACAAUGAUCCGAUUCAUAUUGUUACAGAACCGGCAGGGAAAGACCCGUUUAGCUAAGUACUACGUUCCUCUCGAGGAUUCUGAGAAGCACAAGGUCGAAUACGAGGUUCAUCGUUUGGUGGUCAACAGAGAUCCCAAGUUCACAAAUUUCGUUGAGUUCCGUACGCACAAGGUGAUCUACAGGAGAUAUGCGGGGUUGUUUUUCUCACUGUGUGUUGAUAUAACAGAUAAUGAAUUGGCCUAUUUAGAAUGCAUUCAUCUAUUCGUGGAGAUUUUGGAUCAUUUUUUCAGCAACGUUUGCGAGCUUGAUUUGGUCUUUAACUUUCACAAGGUCUAUCUGAUACUUGAUGAAUUCAUUCUUGCUGGAGAGCUCCAAGAAACAAGCAAGAAGGCGAUUAUAGAGAGAAUGGGGGAACUGGAAAAACUGGAGUGAGAAUUCAUCUGCGGUGACAAGUUUCAAGGAUGCAAUAUGGUUCUGUGUUUCUGCUGAUUGUUUCAGUUAAUUCUUGUAGCCCACCAUAUUCCUUGUGUGAAUUCCUCUCGUGUAAUAAAAGUUAAUUGAACUAGAAGAUUUUGUACCCCCGGCUUUUCCUCAUUUUGCCAUUUGUGUUUGAAAUACACAUUCGUAUAAUGAAAGGCGUGCACAUGAACAAA